UAGUUUAUUUUUCUUCAGAAGAGCUGUUCCUAAGCAGCUGAGAAGUGUUCUCUGGUGCAGUUAAUGGUCCUGCUGAGUCAGAUACAUCCAAGAGGAGAUGUUUAUUCAUCCUGUGCUGAGCCUACACAACAAACUGACCUGUUCCUGAGCUGUGUGGGUGCCCAAAGUCUCUUGUGGGUGAUGUGGAUGAGUCAAAGCUGUGUCAGGGCUGCUGGGAGGAUCAGAUCUGUGUUUCCAGAUCUGGUGAGGGGUCCUGCUGAGGGAUAACAUUUGUCCCUGGCAUGGGGUUGGGUUCUCUGGGACCUGCAGGAGCAGCUGCAAGUGCUGCCCAGAAGGUGGGAGGCUCCUGGUGAUGGUGCUGGCGUGGAAGUCGAGGUGGGUUUUCAGUUAUGGAUAUUUGCACUGAAGUGACAGAAUUUCACACACUCUUCUUUUCCUCCUGCAGCUUCAUGUUUCCUGUUGCAGGUGGUUUGGGCCCCCCUCAAGGGAUGAUUCCUAUGCAACAGCAAGGAUUUCCAAUGGUUCCUGUCAUGCAGGCCAAUAUGCCAGGGAUGAUGGGAAUGAAUUAUGGCUCCCAGAUGCCUCCUGGACCCAUGACCAUGCAGGGGGGCAUGGCCCUGGGGCCGAUGCCAGCAGCUGGAAUGCCCUACAUGGGACAGGCCUCCUUCCUGGGAAUGCGCCCCGCCGCCCCCCAGUACAGCCCCGACAUGCAGAAGCAGUUUGCAGAGGAGCAGCAGAAGAGGUUUGAGCACCAGCAGAAGUUCUUAGAGGAAGAAAGAAAACGGCGUCAGUUUGAAGAGCAGAAACAAAAGCUGAGACUCCUGAGCAGUGUGAAACCCAAGACAGGUGAAAAAAGCAGAGAUGAUGCUUUGGAAGCCAUUAAAGGGAACUUAGAUGGCUUUUCUAGAGAUGCUAAAAUGCACCCAACACCAGCAACACACCCAAAAAAGCCAGAUCAUCCCACACCAUCCCAUUGUGCUGUAUCUGUUUCCCAUUCUGCUUUUCUCGAUGAUGAAGAAUUUAGUGACUUUAUGCAGGGGCCUGUUGAAACCCCCAAACUGGUGCCUCAAUCCACCUCUCAGCCUUUCCAUCCUGCCACUGAGGCUGGGCAGCUGCUUUCAGAGAGGGCUGUGCUCCAACCUGUCCCUCCAGCCCAGGCUCCAGUGUUAUCCACCCUGCAUGGUACAACUGGGCAGGUUCCUUAUUUUCCUACCUCUGCAUCUCCAUCCAAUACCCAUAAAACAGGCUCUUCCUUGGAGGAGAAAGCUUUAGCUAAUGGCUCAGAUGAAUCUGAACAAGAGCAAACCAAACUUAAAACAUCCGAAGUUGGGCACAAAGCCUCGGCUGCAAGCCAAGCCCAUCCCAGUCUCACCAGCAGUGACUGGGAUGUUGUAGGUGGACAUGAAAGUGGUCCCAGUGCUGCUGCAGAGGUGCACAAGGCUUCAGAACAAAACAGAGCAGUUGAAGAGUGUGGAGUUGGAGUGUUCCCUCCCCAGGACCCCAUCCAGCAAAUUAUGCCUGCCUGGAUCUACAACGACAGCUUGGUCCCAGAGCUGUAUAAGAAAAUCUUAGAAACCACUUUGACUCCUGCUGGGAUUGACACAGCCAAGCUGUACCCCAUCCUGAUGUCCUCAGGGCUGCCCAGGGAGACCCUGGGGCAGAUCUGGGCCUUGGCCAACCGCACCACGCCUGGGAAGCUCACCAAGGAGGAGCUCUACUCUGUGCUGGCCAUGAUAGCUGUGACUCAGAGAGGGAUCCCUGCCGUGAGCCCUGACGUGCUGAACCAGUUCCCAGCCGCGCCCGUCCCCACCCUGUCCGGCUUCCCGGUGCCGCUGCCGGGCGGGGUCAGCCAGCCCCCGCUGCUGCCCGCGGCUCCCCCGGCCUCCGUGGGGCUGCCCAUGGGGGCACCCGUGAUGGGCAUGGCCAUUCCCGGCCCCGGCCCUGCCCCUGCCGCGGCUCCAGCGGCUCCAGCUGCAGCACAGCCCUCCGGAGCCUUCCUGCCCUCCUACCCGCCCGGCCAGGUAGUAAAACCAGAAGAUGAUGACUUCCAGGAGUUUCAGGAUGCCUCCAAGUCUGGCUCCCUGGAUGACUCCUUCACUGAUUUCCAGGGGGAGGCAGCCAAAGCAGCCAGUUCCCAGCACCGCAGCAGUGUUCCUUCUUUACUAAUGCCACUCCCAGGUACCAAGCCACUGUCACCAGCUGAUAAAUAUGCUGUGUUUAAAGGAAUGGCAGCUGAGAAGCCUUCUGAGAGUGCAGCUGCUUUUGGAGAUGGAGGGGACAAGUACAGUGCUUUCAGAGAAUUAGAGCAGCCAGCAGAAAGCAAAUACUUGGGAGAGAACCUUGCAGAUUUCAAGCCCUCAGGAGCCGACGAUGGUUUCACAGAUUUCAAAACCGCUGACAGCAUCUCCCCGUUAGAGCCACCCUCAAAAGACAAAACCUUCCCUGCACCCUUCCCUCCUCUGCCUGCUCAGCCCAAACAGCCAACACAAGCCAAGACCCCUUUGAAUCUGGCAGACUUGGAGCUCUUUUCCUCUCCUGGAGAAAACAAGCAGCCGUCCUUCCCACCUGCGUUCAACACCUCCAAACCGGGCUCCUUUCCGCCCCCACCCCUUCCAUCCACCUCUGCCCAGCCAGCACCCAGCAAAACUUCAAGCUUAGCUGAUGACUUUGGAGAGUUCAACCUUUUUGGGGAAUUUUCUAACGGCGCAUCAGCCAGUGGACAAGAUGACUUUGCAGAUUUUAUGGCUUUCAACAACAGCGGCGGGUUCUCGGAACAAAAACCCGAUGACAAAUACAAUGCACUCAAGCUGGAGGCCAGCCCUGCUGCUCAGGCUGGCUCCUCAGGCAGCACAGUGAAGGGAGGGCAGAGCUCUGCCACCACUGCUACUCCCACCAAGUAUGACAUCUUCAAGCAGCUGUCCCUGGAGGGCUCGGGAGCGGGCUUCGAGGAGGCCAAGGACGGCGCGCUCUCCUCGGCCAAGAGCGAUGAUGACUUUGCUGACUUCCACUCCAACAAGUUUUCUUCCAGCAGCGCUGAGAAGUCACUGGUGGACAAAGUGGCAGCUUUCAAGCAGGCCAAAGAAGAUUCAGCUUCAGUGAAAUCCCUGGAUCUGCCUUCCAUCGGCGGCAGCAGCGUGGGCAAGGAGGACUCCGAAGACGCGCUGUCUGUUCAGUUUGACAUGAAACUGGCUGAUGUGGGAGGAGAUCUUAAGCAUGUCAUGUCUGAUAGCUCUUUGGAUUUGCCAACAGUUAGUGGCCAGCAUCCACCAGCAGCAGAUGUGGAUGACUUAAAGGGAGGCCCGUUUGGAAGCUGUCACAGUGGCUCUGCAGUCAGCAGCCUGGCGAGCUACGACUGCUCUGGCUCCGACAGGGACGACGCCCAGCCGGGCAAGAGACUCUCCUGCUUCUCGGGGAGCGGCUCCUCGGCAGCCACCUCGGUCCUCCAGAAGAAGGAGACCUUGUUUGGCAGCUCAGAAAACAUCACCAUGACAACAGUUUCCAAAGUGACAACCUUCUCCAGCGAGGAUGCUUUGCAGGAUGUUCCCUUCGCAGCCUUUGCGAACUUCAAGGACUCGGGGCCGGUGUCCAGCGCGCCGAGCGACGACGACAUCGGCGACUUCGGGGAUUUUGCCAGACUUCCCUCGGAAGCUCAGGAUGCAGCAGCAGCUGACACAGCCCUGGGUGCUGAUUUCCUCCACGGAGUCUCCUCUGAGCUGCACAGAGAGGCCACGGAUGACUUCGGAGAGUUCCAAAGUGAAAAACCGAAAAUCAGCAAGUUCGACUUCUUGGUGGCAACUUCGCAAGGCAAGGUGAAAUCCAGUGAGGAGAUGAUCAAGAGUGAGCUGGCCACCUUUGACCUGUCUGUGCAAGGGUCUCAUAAGAGGAGCCUGAGCCUGGGGGACAGAGAGAUCAGUCGCUCCUCACCUCUGCCAGCCCUGGAGCAGCCGUUCAGGGACCGCUCCAACACCCUGAGCGAGAAGCCAGCCCUGCCCGUGAUCAGGGACAGGUACAAGGACCUGACUGGGGAGGUGGAGGAGAGUGAGAGGUAUGCCUACGAGUGGCAGAGGUGCCUGGAGAGUGCCCUGCAGGUCAUAAAGAAAGCAAAUGACACCUUAAAUGGAAUCAGCAGUUCAUCUGUUUGCACUGAAGUUAUCCAGUCUGCUCAAGGCAUGGAGUAUUUACAGGGGGUUGUUGAAGUCUACAGGGUAACAAAGAGGGUGGAGCUGGGCAUCAAAGCAACUGCAGUUUGCAGUGAGAAGCUGCAGCAGCUGCUGAAGGAUAUUGAUAAAGUGUGGAACAACCUGAUCAGCUUCAUGUCCCUGGCUGCUCUCACGCCAGAUGAAAACUCCCUGGAUUUCUCUUCUUGUAUGCUGCGCCCAGGGAUUAAAAAUGCCCAGGACCUUGCCUGUGGGGUGUGUCUCCUAAAUGUGGAUUCCAGGAGCAAAAAAGAAGAGAAACCUGUGGAAGAACUUCCCAAGAAAGCCUUUAACUCAGAGACAGAUAACUUCAAGCUGGCCUACGGGGGGCACCAGUACCACGCCAGCUGUGCCAACUUCUGGAUCAACUGUGUGGAGCCCAAGCCCCCAGGGCUGAUCCUGCCAGACCUGCUCUGAGAGCAGCUGCACUGCAGCUGGAGCUUUGGGUCGCUGGUGCAGGGCUUGGGGUGACUGCUGUGCUGGAGAGGCUGGAGCUGGGCUCAGGGUUGGAAAUGUCUGGGAUUGAUUUUUGGUCCAAAAGUCAGUGGAUUAAAGCCACUGUUGCAGAUGGUGAAGAAUUCACUUGUAAUGGCCAAGGUUUCGGAAGUAAGUGGAAAAUAUGGCAAAAAAAAAAGUGGCAUUUUGGUCUUUCUGAAGAUGAAAACGUUAUCCUGUGGAAAAGCAGCUUGGUGACCAUGUGCAUAAAGCUGGGAGAGGCCAGCAUGGAGCUUCCCAGAGAACCUGGAAUGCUGGGCUGAUUUGCAUAGGAAAAAAACCACUUAAAUACUUGAAGUCUGUAUUUGCAAGCAAAUCUUUUCCUUAACGUUUCUGGGACAUGGACCUUGAUGUUCUCUGAGUAUUUGCUGCUGUGGUAUCACAGCACAUGAGUCACAGCAGCAUCCAGGCAGAAUGAAUUACUGACUCAGAGGAGAGGCUGCUGGGUGUUUGUGCUUCCACUGCUCUGUGCUGGAAGUUGUGCUGGAUGCAGAGCUGGUUACUGCUGGAAGGUGAGGACUGGAAAACUGUUGUAAUUUUUCCUGUGCAGUGUGGAUUCUGUAGUGCAGGCAGCUGGAGUUUAAAACUCACUGUUGUAAAUACAGAUAAACUUCCCUGCAUUUGUGCUGAGCUCCAGGUAGGAUUUUGUCUCUCCUGACCUUUUGGGAACUGGAUGGCUGCAGCACUGCUGAGAGCUGGGCUCUGCUGAUGCAGCACAUCUGCUGCUCUGUAGAUUCUUUCCCUUUUUUGGCUGUGGAGAUGCUGUUCCUGAUGGGAUGGGAGGGGAUGGGAUGGCUGAGUGUGACUCUGCUGCUACCUGUAGCAACGUGUUCCUGUGACUCAGAGCUGGCAGCACAAGGUGGCCCCCGGCUCCUGCAGCAGGGAGUGGGAUUUAAGACCCAAAGGGAUUUAACCCUGGAAUUUGGUGGUCUCAGCAAGCUGAGUUUGGAGCAUUGUGUCCCUGCUGGUUUGUGGCUUUUGCAGGUGCCUCUCUGGACAGGUUUGUGUCACUAAAUGUUACCUGUGCAUCUCAAGUACCUGGUUCCUCCUUCAGAUGCAAUAUCCAGAGGACAGUGCAGUCAAUGGAGUGAGUGCUGCUUACAGGAUUUUAAACCUGUGGGAGCUUCAUGGUGUCACAAGAGACAUCCCACAACCCUGUCUAGGUCUGCAGGGAAUGAAGUGGGGUGUAAAUCCAUAGGGUACAACUUCCUCCUUAAUUCUGUGGCUCAGGUCUGUCCCUUUCCUCCAGAGAUCUCAACAGCUUCUCCAAGUUAAUCCUGCCCCCAUUACAAGUACCUGACACUGACCUGUGGUUAUUUGCUGAAACAGAAAUUACAAUGAGGAAAACGAUGCUUUGUAUUUAAAAAACAAACAGGCUUAGUUAGACAGAACUAUUAAUUAGCCCAAAUGAAAGAAUCUUGGCUCAGAGGUGUCUGGCUCCUUCCUUACACCAAUUACAAUAAAUCUCCUUGCUGCCUCAAAUUAGCUCAUCCAUGAAAUAAAGCACCCUGUGCCUCCAGCUGAUCCAGAGGCAGAUUUCCUAUGCUGUGUUCCCACAUCCUGCCCAGGAAUUACCAAAAAAACCAGGGAAGCAACUCCUUGCUUCUCUCCCUUUCAUUUAUUAGGUGGGAAAGGGCUCCAGCACCACAUCUUGUGCCCUCAGCCCUUGUUUUCCAGCACAGUCAGGGGCUGCUGUGCCCCUACCAGAGUCUGGGGACAGGAGCCACUGCAGCUCCUCUCCAGUGGCUGGGAGAGGCUGGUGCUGAGGGAGUGCUGUGCUGGGAAAAGGGAGUUUACUGUCAGCCUGGCUUUCCACCACAGCUCCCCAACACUUUGCUGGAGAGGAAUUUUUCCCCCUAAUCAAAAGAAAAUGCCACAAAUAAGAGGUCAUGGUGUGAAAUUUAAAGCAGCAGCUGUAUUGUCACAGGAGCAUCUUCCAGUGCUGGUUUUUCUGUACCUGUUACCAGCUCAGCCCCUCUCUGAGCUGCAGCCAACGAGGCUUUUGGCCAUUUUUGGGCAUUUACAAUUCCAAGUGCAGCAGAGCUCACUGAAGGGUGACACAGCAGGGAGAGCUGCAGGGACCAUCCCUGGCUUUGUGGGGAGCAGGAAGGGCUCUGCUCCACCAGCCAUGGGGGCACAGGCAAGGUUUGCACGGAGAUCCCCUCCAUAAAGGAGGAUGAGCUGCAGAUCCCAGUCAUUCCAGUGACUCACUGGAGCAUUCAGCAUCUCUCAGUUGUUGCCAGCCAAAGCCCAGUGUCCUUCCAAGCUGUAUCCAAGGUGACAGGAUUGUCACAGCCCACCUUCCCCUGCUGCCUCUGCUGCAGGUCCCUGGACAAUGUCAGACCUGUAACUCCUGUUCCUGCAUGGAUUCUCUCACUGGAAAAAGAGAAAUGAGAUUUUCUUUGGUUUUUUUAUCUAUGUGUAGAUAGGUGAAAGGGGCUGCCUUGGUGUGAUCUGUGGGAGGUGGGGUUUCUGUCUCUUUGUGUAUAUUUGGAGUUCUGAGGAAUUAUUUGCUCAGUUAUUUAAUGUAUUUCUGGCUUAACCCCGUUGUGUUCCUGGUGCUUCCAUGUCGUGGCAGCUUCUCCCUGGUGCUGGGGCUGCUCCAGCCUCUUCCUGCCCCUCCCUCCUCGUGUGGGGCUGUGAGUCCCUGCACAGUCACCUGUGCCCUGGGAAUUGUCACCUCCUGCACUCCCCUUCCAUCCCAAGGACUUUUCCUCCCUGGCAGCAGCUUCUCCUGCUGGGUUUGGUGGGAGCAGCUCUGGAAUCCCUGCAGGGUGUGGGAGUGAGGGAGAAGUUCAGCCCAGGCUGAGCAGGAGCUCAUGGAAACCCCAUGGAAUGUUCUCAGUCCUGUCAGCUACACUGGGAAUCACUAACUUGAAACAAAACCUGCCUUUCCAAUAAAAGCUGCUAUUGUACAAACUGCUGCUUUGGAUUUACUUUUAAUUCUGCACCUGUAUUUAAUUCCAGCUCUCUGUGUUAAAAUAGCAAUGUCAUAAUUUUAUGAAGAAGAGCAAUCAGAAAACUUCUCUUUUUAUUGUGAUUCUUCUCCUGCCCUCUGGGCAAAUGUUGUUUUUCUUCCAGAAGUGGUUUUGUGAUUAUUAUUUGGAGCUGUUUGGGUUUGUGCUGUGCUGGAGUUGCUGCUGAUAUUUUAAAUCCAAUGAGAGUAAGUGUUAUUAAUUGACUUUAGUACCUUCUUUACUCCCUUAAUUCCUGCAAUGAUUUAUAAAUCCUGUGUUGAGAUUCCAACCUGGUGUUCAAUAAAAAGCUCGUUUCAUAUCUGACCAGCCUGGGAAGCUGAAAUAUUUAUAUCAUAAUGUAGUGAAACCUGCUCUGUGGCUGGAAUGGGGAAGGUGUCUUGCCAAAUAUUGGAAGAUAUAAAAUGUUUUUCAGACAAUUAAGAUGCCAUUUGGAAGAGCCUGUGGGGAGCAGGAGAAGGUGUGUUCCCCUCAAAGCCAGUGGGUGUGCUCAGAGCAAUCCAAGCUAAACCAGGGCUCGCUCUUCUUUGCUUCCUGUAGAUUUGAGAAUGGAAUAAAAGCUGGA
This is a messenger RNA of Ficedula albicollis (Collared flycatcher), 8231 nucleotides long. RefSeq names its product synergin, gamma (gene SYNRG). Lineage: Eukaryota; Metazoa; Chordata; Aves; Passeriformes; Muscicapidae. Gene Ontology annotation, cellular component: clathrin coat of trans-Golgi network vesicle. The record is from RefSeq and is a predicted model, not a curated record. Gene Ontology annotation, molecular function: protein binding. The coding region runs from base 390 to 4613 and encodes 1407 amino acids. The transcript has 22 exons.